AUGUAUAGGGGUAAAUUAACCUCCACCUAUACAAAUUCUAUAAGCAUAGCAUUGUGGAAGGAAGUGUCCUGCAACUUGAAUGCUGUUCCUGGAGGAGCCAAUAAGGACUGGAAACAGUGGAGAAAGGCAUGGACAGAUAUUAAAAAAAAUGUUAAAAGCAGGAUAAGCAAAGAAAAGCAAUACAGCCAAGGAACAGGAGGUGGUCCUCCAUUGCCCCCUCCGGAAGAAAUUGAAAAAACAACUGAAGAAAAAAUAUAUGAGAUAAUAACUCCAGUUGCAAUCCAGGGAAAUCAAGAUGUGCUCGAGUCAGAGAUUAUAUUUGAAGAGAGUUCUGAACUGGCAGAAACAGAACAGACUUUUGAAAGCAAUGAAAUUGAUUUUAUGGACAUUCAGGAAAUAGAUGCUACGCAGGAUGAAUUAACAGAGAAUAUAGAAAAUCCAAUACUUUAUCACGACUAUACUAAACUUCCACCCGAAAUAAGUAGACCAGAUAAAAUUGUUAGAGCUAAAAAGGAGGAGAUCCAAGGGAAGGUUGUGAAAAGGUAUACAAAAUCAGCAAGAUUGACAGAUUCCCUCAGGAACAACAAGAAGUUCCUCGACAUAAGUCAGAAAGGCAUUGUCUCUACAAAUAGCUUUCGGGAACGAAAAUUAAAAUUACUCGAAAAACACUAUGAAACGAAGAGCAAUUAUUAUCAAAAAAAAAAUCGAGGCUUUUGAGAAGAGGGAAAAAUUUCAUCAAAAGCAAAUCACUGUUUUAACUGAAAUUUCAAAUGCAGUUAACAAGAUUUCAGCUGCAACCUUUUCAUCAAAGGAAUAAUUAAAA
Messenger RNA from Ceutorhynchus assimilis (cabbage seed weevil), 823 nucleotides. The record is from the annotation of a GenBank genome assembly. Lineage: Eukaryota; Metazoa; Arthropoda; Insecta; Coleoptera; Curculionidae.